Molecule: messenger RNA, 3990 nt
Organism: Tuber aestivum (summer truffle)
Lineage: Eukaryota; Fungi; Ascomycota; Pezizomycetes; Pezizales; Tuberaceae
Source: the annotation of a GenBank genome assembly
CUCCUUUCGUCUCGGAUCUAUUGAAUCGGUAUUCUGAAAAGGGGCACGCCCCCCCCCCCCUGGCAAACGUCCUACUGGUAUUACAACAAUGGGACCACGAGGCGCCCUUCUCCUGGUUGGUUUGCAAAAUGAAUUCCUCGACCCCCACAUGGGCCGUUGUCUCAUGACCCCUCCGGAGCCCGGCAAACCAUCCUUUGUCGAUAACAUUAAAAAUUUCCUCCCUUAUUUUCGCACAAGGGGUGGCGACGUCAUCUGGGUACGUUCCGAGUACAGAAAACCACGUGAUUGUGAGGAUCCCAGGAACGAUGAGGUUGUACUUCUUGUCGACGAUGAGGGGUAUUAUAUGGAUGAGGUCGAGGAACAAGAGCCUCUACCCGAGGCCAAUACUCAAGAGGGUGGUAGAAGGAAGGGCAGGGGCACCGCUACUCCCAACCACGAUGGACAAUUACCUCCUUCAACCGCCAAGCCCAACAGCACCCCGGCAGAAAAUUAUAUCGGCCCCCCCCAGUUACAUACCGACGCAUUUCUGGCUAUCGAGGGUGACAAUCCUCCUUGCGCUCCUUCAUCCAUUGAGAGCGAAUUUUAUCCUCCCCUACUUCCCGUCAUACAGACACCUCCGGACCGGGUCUUGAUAAAGACUUGGUUCUCCGCGUUUAAAGACACGGGGCUUCUCGAGACUUUGAGGGGGAGGUUCAUCACGGAGCUCUAUAUAUGUGGGACUAUCGCGAAUGCCUGCAUUCUCGCUACAGCUGCCGAUGCUGCGAAGCAUGGGCUUGAGGUCACCAUCUUGACGGACUGUGUGGGAUACAGAAGUGAAAUGGCACGUGAUAGAGCUAUGCGAGUUAUGAUUGAUGAUUUUGCCGUGGAGGAGGUUCGGAGUACCCUGCUGGCCAAAAGUUGGGAGCGGACAAGAAACAAAUUGAAAGGAACGGCUGGGCCAACCAGCCCAAGUAUUUCGGGAAGUUCGGGGAUGAACGUUGGGGCAACCGGAAUUUCUAGGGAAGAUUUGGUCAAAAUGGUGGAAGGGUUGAAAUCGGGUAUAGCCCAGAGUGCGCGAAAGGAUGAUGCGAGAACGCAGGUGGAAAGGAUGCUCGAAGUUGAUACCGAGGGCUCAAGUCACGAGGGAGAGGACUAUGAUUACGAGCGAACGAGUGAGCUUGGAGAGUUGAGGCUGGAUUCCCUUUCGCUGAAGGACGAAGAAGCGCCUCAACCGAUGGAUUCUGGUGAGUCAGCCGGGGGGCUAGCCGAGGAAAAGGCGGAAUCUCCUGUUCCUAUCCCCCCCAGCCCAACCUCCGCCAAACCACAGUCGCCCAUCCAGGAUAAAAGUCCAAUAGAGAAGGCUCCCCGACGGAGAGAGCCGGUUCUGCGUAAGCCGAGGAUGGCUAGCCGAAACAAAAAGUUCCAGUCGAAAGCGCCUGUGCUGGGCCAGGGUGAUGUGCUAGGCGAAGGUGAUUCGGAGGUGGUGAAUAACGUUCUACCAGCAGAUCUAGCGGAGGUCGCGUUCGAAAGAUUGAAGAAGGAAGUUGCAUGGAGAAGCAUGUAUCAUCGUGGCGGGGAAGUUCCACGGUUGGUAGCUGUUGAGGGGGAGGUCAGUGACGACGGGAGGUGAGUUUGAAACAGAAAUAUUGUUCUCGUACGAGGGCUGUGGGGGGGUCCUCUAGAUUUAUAGCAGCAUUUUGGACUCACUGUGAUCCUUAGUUUCCCUAUCUACCGCCAUCCAGCUGACGAAUCUCCCCCUCUGCUACCUUUCUCAGACACUGUUGGGCUCAUCCGGGAGUAUGUUAAAGGGGUACUCCAGCAACCAGUUAACCACGUUCUGAUCCAACAUUACCGGGAUGGAAACGAUUAUAUCUCAGAGCAUUCUGACAAGACUCUAGACAUCGCGAGGGGAUCCAAGAUAGUUAAUGUAAGUUUGGGAGCUCAAAGGACCAUGAUCCUGCGCACCAAGAGGGACCAAGGAAAGCCGGAUGAACCCUCAGACUUGGAAACAAGCCCCGAAAAAUCUAAAACGAAGGAAUCAGCAUCACAGUCCUCACAAAGAUCGGCCCAGCGGAUCCCUCUUCCUCAUAAUUCAAUGUUUGUCCUUGGUCUCGAGAGCAACAAGAGGUGGCUUCACGGAAUCAAACAAGACAAACGCGCAGAAUUUCUUAAAUCGCCUAAAGAAUUGUCCUAUAACGGCGAACGGAUUUCCCUAACCUUUCGACAAAUAGCCACCUUCCUUUCGUCAGACGAAAAGACCAUAUAUGGUCAAGGAGCUACCUCCAAAUCCAAGGAUGAGCCUCGGGAGGUCAUAAACGGCGAAGGACCCGAAGCCGAGAGGCUUCUUGAAGCUUUCGGUUCCGAAAACCAGCAAAGUGAUUUCGACUGGGACACCUACUAUGGCACCGGCUCGGACGUCCUCCACCUGAAGGAACAGGUCCCGAAGCUUUUCUUCGUUAGAAACGAUCCUAGCGGCCUGCGUGUGAAAAUCUGCCUCUAUGAGAAGGGGAUACGAUUCAACGGCCAUGAACUUAAGAUCACCGAGGUGCAGGACGAGACCAAAACACCUUCCUUCCUAACCCUCAGUCCGCAUGGCCGCACUCCGGUGCUCAUAGAUGUCGACAAGGAGAAAACCACUGUCUGCGAAUCGCUCGCCAUUAUUCAAUACCUAGAAAUGUUCUACCCCUCAACAGAGGAUAAGUGGCUACUUCCAUCGUUGGCGGACGAGCGCGCAGCCUUUGCCCGUGUCCUACAGCGAAUGCAGGAAUCCGAACAGCUAGCGGCUGUCUUGAAACAUCCGUGCAAUGAAGAAGCCGUAGAGCGAGAGCUCGCGAUAUGGGAAGAAUAUCUUUCCAGAGCCGGCGGACAAAUUGCGGGGAGCGAGUUCUCCCUCGCGGAUAUAGCAGCGUAUCCCGUCAUCGAUCAAUUUGUGAAGAGGACCGGAUACAAAAUUGCCAAGUGGCGAGAAAUCGAGGCCUGGCUGACUAAUAUGGGGUAUCGGGAAAGUGUUAGGGCCACCCAGAGUUCUGAACUGGGCGUUGGGGAAUGAGCCCAAGCAGUUUUUUCUUUUAUCCGUUUCUUGCUUCUCUCCCUUUCUUCUCCUUCUCAGUUUCUCCUAGGGCAUAGGGACGGUCCCCUUCGUCUUUUAUUGGAUUAAAUCGAAUUGGUGCCAACGAUGGGAGGGGGAUAGCGGCAUUUACAAUUUCUUCUCAUUUUCUUGACCACGAUUUUAUAUGCCAGAUUUGUCGAGAAUGGUAUAUAAGUAGCAUCUUCCGCAGAUUUGCGAUAGGUUCAACUGGAGGACAAAGGGAGACAUACCAGUGUGGCAUUCCAUGCCAUAGUAUUGAUGUUCAUACAGAUAAUCCCCGUUUCACCGGGAUUGCGCAAGCAUGCUCGCCUCAUUUCUUGUUCUUGUAUUAUAUUAUUGUAGUUUGCCGUGGCAGGGUGGUGAUGGGGAGGAUAUUUGGGCCCUCUUGGCACGUUUAAGAAACGGAGGUUUUUCGGGUUUUGUUGGGAGUUUCAAUUGAAAAUUCGGUAUUUUGACAUUGUGUUUUUUUUGGACCGUAUUAAAUUUAGCACAACUUGGGUUUUGCUUAUGACGUAUCGGACCGGGAAGUGGGUCUGACGAGGAAGUGAAUCAGUUAGAAAGCACCAAAAAAGUUAAGGCCCAGAAAACUCAAUGGGCACCCAACAGUAGGGAGAAGAAAUUACGAAACCUACUGUACAAGAUAUCCCUGUGCACGGCGUGCUAGGCAUGUCCUUUUUUUGUGCCGAAUUCGGAGGUUUGAUUUUGGUGAAAAGUCUGCUUGUCUUGUGGGUUCGAACAAAAAUCGCAUACAGGAUGAUGCACUUUUUGCAUCGACCCACUCCCUAGCCCAAUACGUUAGCGGAAGCAUAACACCAGCAUAUCCACUUCUAACCAGGAGCAGCAAAAGAGAGUGACAAAAAGCAUAGGGAGAGAUAGAUAUGACCGGAAAGAGUGAUGAUAAAAAAGGAAUGACUACUUUGCAU